UUUUAUGAUAUCCUCAUGUUUUAGUUGUAUAUACAUAGCUGACUAAACAAUCUCGUUAACACUGGUUACACAAUGAGUGAAGAUAUUUCUCACUACAAGCCAAAACACCCACUUCCAGAAGAAAUUCAAAAUUUACCAAGACAUGAUACUGUGUGCAAAUUUUGUGGUGUUAGUUAUCUAAUUCAUAAUGAAAUCAAACGACUUGAGGAUAAAAUACAGGAGUAUGAAAAACAGAUCGAUCGGUUGCAACAUUUUCAUGAUAGAGAAGAGAUUUUAAAAGAUGAAGUUUGCCAAUUAAAAAUUCAGUCAAAAGAAUUACUUAUGAAAUGGGAGUUGGAAGAGCAACGAUAUAACGAAUUGUAUACUGUUAGCUGUGGAAAGGAUCAAACCAUAGACAAUCUUCGUGCAGACUUUUUUAAAUCUACCGAAGAAGGAAAAGUACUGAAAAAUCAUAACGAAAAAUUAAAUCAACAGAAAAACGAGCUCGACCUGUACAUUCAAAAAAGUGUUUCUGCAGUAAAGCAAGAUUUUCAAAAACUAAGAGAUAGAUGCAGCAGAAUUCUGACAGAGCAGUGUGAUGAAAUGUCUGUUAUGAAGAAACUUCUAGUGGAAACAUUUCUCCAGGCACAGACGUUUUUAAAUAAGUCUAGAGAUGAGAUUCUUUCACAAGCCCAUAUGGAAAAACAAGAUCUAAUGAUUGAUUUUAAAGUUGCAAAGGAUCAACACACUAAACAGCUAAAUAAGUUAACAAUGGAUCACUCUUCAGAGUUAGCAACGCAGUUGAAAAUAUAUCAAGAUAAAGAAAAACAAAUUCAUCGUGAACAUAACAAGAAAAUACAAGAAUAUAAAGAUAAGAAUGAAGAUUUAUUGAAGUCAAUAGACGAACUUAGGGUCAUUCAUAGCAUUGAUAUGAAAGCAUCCUCAGAGCAGAUUGGAAAUUAUCAAAAAGAAGUUUCUGAUUUGAAAGAGUCGUUGAAAUUACUCCAAGCUUCUGGUAGUAGUGACAGACAGAAACUGCUCAACUCAAUUCGAAGUGUAGAAAAAGAAAAUAAGGAGUUGAAAGAGGAAAAAGAAAGAAUGAUAGAAGCGCAUCAGAAUCGAAUACAACAAUUACGCGAAAGCUUUAUAGAGAAAAUGAAAGAAGCUGAAAAAUGGCCUGGCAAGCUCGAACAUGAACUAGCUGCUCUAAAGAAUCAAUUUGACGUUGAAAAAACUGAGCUACGGAAAAGACUGGCUGAUUCAUACAACAAUGCUGCAUUGGAAAAAAAGAAAGAGUGUGACAUGAGAGUCGAGCGGGAAAGAAGGACCUUUCAAGAGCAGGAGCAAAAGUUGAAGUCACGCCUUCAGUCGAUGCAAGAAAAAUUCCAAAACGAAGUUGGUGAUUUGCAUGAUGUAAUGCAGAAAAUGAAGAGGGAGAAAGAAGACUUGAUAGCGUCUUCAAACAAAACUGUCUGCGAAAUGGAACGCGAAUUUCAAAGUCGAUUAGCCACUAAAACACAGCACAAUGAGUCUAUGUGCACAAGAAGAACUGAAGAACUGCAAAAUGUCGUCCAACUGGCCGAUCAAGAGAUUCGUGACAAAAAUAUAAAGUUACAGGAAAUGGAGGAUAAGAUACAAAACCUUCGUGACUGCGUUCGUCGAGAAUGCGAAGAAAGAUUCGAGUUAACAGAAUCACUCGCUCAAGCACGCACGGAACUUUUAUCGAUGCAGCGUUACUAUGGAAAUAAUAACUCGCUUUCAAAAAGUAUGCUUCCCAGUCCACCAGCGUAUGGAAGGAAAAGUUUCUUACAGAAUUAUGAACACAUGAAUAAUAGUAAAAAGGAUUCGGAUAGAAACGGUUUACCCACUCCUGUUUUAAGGAGAAACUAUUCUUCUGGAUCCGAAGGUAACACGAUAGGAAACUAUGUUGAACAAAAAAGCAAAUCCAGUGAACAAAGUAGAGAUCGCAUUAAUGUUGCUUUAGCUAGACAUUCUAAAAACAAGCUCAAAUUAAGCUUAAAGUCGCAAAAUAAAACAUCAUAAUUAUUA
This is a messenger RNA of Hydractinia symbiolongicarpus, 2028 nucleotides long. RefSeq names its product GRIP and coiled-coil domain-containing protein 2-like. The record is from RefSeq and is a predicted model, not a curated record. The transcript is spliced from 14 exons. Lineage: Eukaryota; Metazoa; Cnidaria; Hydrozoa; Anthoathecata; Hydractiniidae. Bases 73 to 2022 code for a protein of 649 amino acids.